Macrobrachium nipponense is the source of this 818-nucleotide messenger RNA. RefSeq lists its product as uncharacterized. The record is from RefSeq and is a predicted model, not a curated record. The coding region runs from base 66 to 494 and encodes 142 amino acids. The transcript has 3 exons. NCBI's taxonomy places the organism in Eukaryota, Metazoa, Arthropoda, Malacostraca, Decapoda, Palaemonidae.
UUGGGCAUCAAACACUCCUGGUUGUCUUCGAGAUUAGCAGCAACGCUAAAGAAAACUUAGCCAAGAUGAAAUUCCUGAUUGUGGCCUCAUUCUGCGUGGCUGUGGCUCUUGGUCAAAAUGUGGUUCAGCCAAGACCAAACGUCCGAACUUUGCCUGCUGAAGUCCGCAAAGAGGCUCCGGGUCAAUGCUACGGAUUCACUGCCAGAAGGGCCUUCCCUGUGGGCCAGUCUUGGCAACUGACUCCCUUCUGUGGUAGAGCCACCUGCCUCCAGCAAGGGAACCAGCUGCUCGAAAAGGUGGAAGACUGUGGCUUUGAGCCCAAGCCAUCUCCCGGCUGUCGAGUCGUGAACGAAGCCGACCAAGCUAAGUCAUACCCAGCCUGCUGCCCCGUCUAUGCAUGCCAGCCAGGUGCCACACUCCAGUACCCAACUGAGCAAGAACUGAGGGCUGCUGCUCAGCAGAAUGCUCAGGCUGCACAAGGUGCACAGGGAUAAUUUCUCAGUCAAAAAAAAUAAAGUCUACGUUGAAUAACAAAAAAACCAUGAACGCAAAACAUACCAAAUAUUUUAGAUUUACACUUCAGAAGUAUGAAUAGUCUCUCAAAGUGCGAUGACUUUUGGGUACUUUUAACUAAAAUCAUCCAUCGAAAGCACUCAUAUGACUGUCUUUUAACUUAUUUAAUGUCCAUGAACAUGUUACUACCAUUCUGAAGAUUUUGAUAUCAUUAUUGAAGAAAUGUUUCAAAACGUUCUCAGCUAGAUCGUUAAAAAAAGGGAUUUAUUUUUUCAUGUGUAAAUAAAUAAAGAUAUUUUUCUUCA